CUGGUCUCUCACAGGCGGGUAGAGGCUCAUCUACCUCUGCAUCGCGCUCUUGUAUUCUCCAGGGGUUUUGUUCUUGGGGUUGCCCAAUAUGGCUGCAGUUGUUACCAGACACAAGCAUUUCGGUCAAGAAUACCUCAGUACUGAGUCUAAAUAUGUUGUUCGGGAAUACUCCAGCUCUGCGGCUGAAGAGGUGAAAUAUCAAUACCAAACACAGAAGAGAAUCCAGGGAGUGGUGGAGAAGAAGAUGCCUGAGAAAUACAUCCGUGAGGAGUCCAUGAUCAGGGGCCCCAAGUUUGUGGUUAGACUGAGGUCCCACACAGUGUAUGAAAACAGUGCUAUUAAACUUUUCUGCACUGUGGCGGGAUAUCCCACCCCACAAGUCAAAUGGUUCAAGGAUGAUGUCAUCUUGGACAUUUCCUCUGGAAAGUACUUUGUGGAGAGCAAUGCAGGAUUCCAUGCCCUCACCAUCCUCAAGUGUGCAACUGAUGACACUGCAAUGUACACGGCUGUAGCCUCAAACUCGCAUGGACAGGCUUCUUCCCAGGCCUCCAUCAUUGUGAAGAGGUGCAAAGAGGAAGAAAAGUCCACUCCUUAUUCCUGGAUGCCUUACCAGUAUGCCAUUUUACCUGAAAUCAAGUAUACGAAGAUUAACAUCACCUACACUGAGACGUUUGACGUGACUUUUGGAAAAGAAGGCGAUAAGGUCACUUUGACCUGCAAGAUGACCAUUAACCCCAGCCUGGCUAACCUUCAGCCUGAGGCGUUGUGGUACAGAGAUGAGCAUCACCUGAAAGAGUCCAGGUGGGUGAAAAUAGAGUCUGGCGGAGGUGUUGCCAAGCUCACGCUUACUCAACUCGCUAAGGAUGAUGAGGGUCUUUACACCCUCCGCAUGGUGACCAAGGGAGGCGAUGCGGUCCACAGGGCUUACGUCUUCGUUGAUGAUGGUCCACCUCCAGUUCCUCAAGCUCCCGGAGCCCCAAUGGACAUUAAGAUCCAUGAUGCAAAUAGAGAUUAUGUCAUCGUGUCCUGGAAACCUCCUAACACCACCACUGAAGGCCCCAUCGUUGGAUACUUUGUUGACAGAUGUGAAGUUGGAACAGAGAACUGGGUGCAGUGUAACGAUUCCCCUGCAAAGAUCUGCAAAUAUCCCGUGCAGGGCCUGUUUGAGGGACACUCUUAUUACUUUCGCGUACGUGCCGUCAACUCUCGCGGCAUUGGCAGACCCUCCAGAAUGUCUGAGCCCAUUGCUUCUCUGGACCCUACAGAGUUUGAGAGACUUCAUGCCACAAAACUCGGUGGAAGACUUGACGUUGUGACUUACUAUGAUGACCUUGAAGCCGAGGGAAAAGCUCCAGGACCUCCCUCUAAAGUCUGUGCUUCAGAGACGGACCGAACAUAUGUUGUGCUCAGUUGGGUCCCUCCAGUCUACCAUAGCAAAGCCCCCAUGUGGUAUUGCAUUGAGAAGCUUCAAGUUGGAGCUGGAUCCUGGCAGAGAGUGAACACUAAAGUACCCAUCAGAUCUCCUCGCUAUGCCGUCUUCGACCUACUAGAGGGAAAGGACUAUCAGUUCCGUGUGCUAUCAUCUAACAUGUAUGGCGUCAGCGAGCCUUCCGAGCCCUCCAGUACUGUAACAACCCUGCAACUGAAGGGUGUGCCCUCGGCUCCUGGACAAGUCGUUGCAACCAGAGAGACAGACACUUCUGUUCUAAUCCAGUGGGCGCCUCCAAAGGAUCCCAAUAACCUGAUUGGAUAUUACAUUGAUUCUUGUGUGAAAGGAUCUAAAGACUGGACCUCUGCCAAUCACAAGCCCCAUAAGCAGACCAGGUUUGUUGUGCACGGACUGACCACGGGUGAGACGUAUGUCUUCCGCGUUCAAGCCAUCAAUGAGCUGGGCCUCAGCGACGAAUCCCAGGAAUCGGCCCCUCUUUCUGUGAGAGCGGCUCUUAAGCUGCCCUCUUCCCCUUAUGACAUCUCUCUUCUCUACUGUGAUGGGGAAUCCAUGGUGCUCAACUGGAAGCUGCCCAUCCAUUCUGGAGGAGCAGAGGUCACUGAUUAUUACAUUGACAAAUGCAAUGUGGCCAAGAAGACAUGGAAGGAGGUCAACAUCCCAUCCAUUAAGGAAAGACUGCACAAGACUGGAGGUCUGACAGCUGGGUCAGUGUACCAGUUUAGGGUCUAUGGAGCUAAUUUGAUUGGACUGGGUGAUGCCUCGACCCCUAGCGCUCCCUUCAGAUGUGAGGCUUGGACCAUGCCUGAGCCAGGUCCAACCUAUGACGUGACCUUCACUGAAGUAAGGGAUGAUUCGGUGGUGGUGGAGUGGAAGGCUUCUGUCUACAGCGGCGCCAGUGCCAUCACUGGAUUCUUUGUUGAGAAAUCCAAGCAAGGCUCUAAUACCUGGAGCAAAGUCAGCGAAAGUUCAGUCAACCACUGCUAUCUCAAGGUCAAGGGUCUAGAGACAGCCGAGUCUUAUGUAUUCCGUGUGCAGGCAGAGAAUGCCCAGGGCAUUGGUGUUGCUUCAACCCCCUCUGACCCUGUGUGCAUCAAGGCACUGCCAGGCACCCAGGAAAUCAAAUGUGGCGUCGAUGAGGAAUCAGGUGACAUUUAUCUCUCUUUUGAGAGCUGCCAAAUGAUGGAGAAAUCAAAGUUUGCGUGGAAGAAGUCCUACCAAGAAAUUACAGACUUCUCUAAGGGAAUCGUCAUCAAGACAUCAGGCAGCCACUCAACUUUGCUUUUUAAGAACCCAGACAAAGAGGAUUUGGGCACAUACUCUGUGUCUGUUACACAUACUGAUGGUGCCUCCGCCAGCUACAAGAUCUUAGCAGAAGAGCUGGAGAAGAUGUUGGCCCUCAGCUAUGACAUACGCAACCCAAUCCUGCAAACUAAAAUGAGUCACGAUGCAGCUACGGGCAUUAUUGAGAUGGUGAUGGAUCAUUUCACUGACGACAGCGAGGGCACUUUCACUGUGCAGAUCCAAGAUGGCAGAGCCAAGGCCCAGUCCUCUCUGGUGCUGAUCGGAGACGCCUUCAAGGCAGCGCUGGCUGAGGCGGAAUACCAAAGGAGGGAGUACAUUCGUGUGAAAGAGGGUCCUCACUUUAUGGAGUUCCUGUCCGCUCAAAUUGGGGAUACUGCCUCUGUCACUCUUGUUUGCAAGGUGGCUAAUUUGAAGAAGGACUCUGUGUUCCAGUGGUAUAAGGACGAUGUAGAGGUGAUUCCUGAGGUGCCCGCCGACUUGAGCUCAGGAGUCUGCAAGUUCCCCCUUACUAAUUUCUCCAAGAAGGAUGUGGGACUAUAUAAAGCAACCAUCACUGAUGACAGAGGUCAAGAUGUGUCACAGAUUGAUGUUUCUGGCAAAGCUUUUGAUGAAAUCAUUAACGAGCUCAGUCGUAUCUCUGGAUCCACCGCCUCCGAGUUGUCGAUUCAGUGCACUGCGGAGGGCAUUAUGCUUCAGUGCCAUAUGAAAUAUUACACAGAGGAGAUGAAGAUCCAUUGGAAACAAAAGGAUUCUAAAAUCAGUGCAUCAGAAAGGAUGAGAAUUGGUGGCAACCCAGCAAUGGCAACUUUGGAGAUAGUCGAAACGACUGAUAAGGAUAAAGGAAUGUACACUAUUGAGAUUGUGGAUCCUGAGAAGACGCAUUCUCGUACCCUGGACCUCUCCGGAGAACUCUACAACAACGCCUACGCAGAAUUCCAGAGACUCAAAGUGGAAGCAUAUGCUGAAAAGAAUCGUGGCAAAGUGGUUGGUGGUCUUCCUGAUGUUGUAACUAUCAUGGAAAAGAAGACUCUGAGUCUGACCUGCACAGUCUGCGGUGACCCCAAACCUCUGGUCAGCUGGUCUAAGAACGAUCAAGAAUUAGAACUCAGUGAUCAGUACGUCAUUGCCAUGGACUCGGGUAAGUUCGCCAGCCUCACCAUCAUAGGCAUUUCCCUGGAGGACUCCGGCAAGUACACCAUGACGGUCCUAAACAAGUACGGCGGCGAGUCGGUGGACAUCAUCGUCAGCGUGUACAAACACGGCGACAAGAUUCCAGACAUCAAACCCACACCCUCACCCAAGAGGAUCAUGCCUCCCACAGUUCCCAUCGUAAUUCCCACUGCCAAGACUGCCACCCCCGCCCCUGCUGCGGCCAAGUCUCUGGCUCCUCCACAAAAUGCCAAAUCCUCUACACCACCCCGCGGCAUGAAGUCCCCCACUCCCACCAGGAAGAAGUAACAGCACACCUCUUUCCUCUCGCUCACCCCAACAGCACAAAAAACCUAGAUUUACAUUUCUGGUAGGAAAUAUCAGUGUUUGCAAGGCAGCAAAGGAAGUUUAGGUUAAGGUUUUAAUUUCGAUUUGGUGUAAACAAAAUGCCGUUUUGCCAACAUCAUGACACAGCACAUCAUGUUUCCACCCGCCUGUAAACAGGAAUCAGCAUAGUUCAUUAUAUGGCUAUAAAAGAGUAAAUGUGCAUACUACAUUUGUUUGAAAAUUACUUCACAACCAUUAAAAAAAGUAUGUUCUGUAUAUCAUGAACAUGGGUAGUAUGAAUCAAAUUCACACUUGUUCUUACUGUCACUUGACCUACCAGCAUCAAUGUGAUUGCUUCACUGCCAUUCAAAACUUGUCUUCUACGGCUUCAUGGGAUAGUUGAGAGUCCAUCCAAUGUGCACCCUCGAUUCUUGGUAGAUAAAGUAGGUAAUCUGAGUACUUUUUGCUUGCUGUUUUUCAAAUACUAUGAAUUUGGACCUAUUACUCUUUUGGUGUACUGAUUUUCGCAUACUAUGGAAGAAGUAGUAUUCCACAAGAACAGAAGUAGGCAUAUUCCGAUUCAGUGUUUGACUCUGUGUUGUUUGAGCAUUAAGACCAGCUCGACACAUCAACUUUUGCACAACCAAUGUUGUGAGUUUAGGGUGGGGUUAUUCAUCUGUGCUGUAGUGCUUGAAACCUAGUUGAAAACUAUUCCAUUUGGUGACACUAAUGAUGGAGAAUUUACACACUUUAACUGAAGACAAGACCAGUUGCAAUCUGGUAUGCAAAAAUAAGUAAAUAAAUAAAAAUAAAACUUAAACAAUUAUGUGCCUGUACGAAAAGUGGUCUGGGCUGAACACAUUGUAGAACUACUUAAGUCUGAGGUUUAGAACAAAACUUUAGGAAUUCAGUGAUAUGAAAUUUCUGCCUGAUACCAAAAUGCUGAUCACUAUUUUGAUGUUACGACCAAUAACCAAUAAAUAAUUCAUAGUAAAAUUGUAUUUUGUGCAAUAAAUAAACACUGAAAUAAAAUCAACAAGUAAAUGUAGGCAUCAUCUUCAUAUUAUAAAUUAAACUAGGAAAGAAUAAAUUAUUAAUGCUAUUAAAAAUGUACGUUAAGUGAGCAUUAGACAAUGGCAAAUUUAAACUAAGCAUAAAAAUUAGUCAGAAGUGAACAUGCACAAAUAAUAUCCAAUAUUGAUCAAGACCAAAAAAAGUAAAAACCUAUAAUAUCAACACAUAUGUUGUGCAUCGCUCAAACUCUGACCAGAAUAAUUGAGGAAUAUCAAUAUUAUGCUGCCUUGCAAACACUGUGAUUGAACUGUAGUGCAUAAAUCAGGGAAUAAAGAGAGUAGAAUUGUAAAGUAGGUAGUAUUUUUCACCCAAAAUGCAUCAUCGUAUCAUAAAAUGAGCAAGCAUCUAGUAUGAAAAGAAAGAGAGUAGGGAGUAUGUGUGAGGGAGGGUAAGGCAAGUUAUAUUUAGUGCCAAGAAAAAAAUGUGUGAAACAGUUUGUCAUCUGGGUUGCCUAAGCUGCGUGGGCCUCUAAUGAAUUUGGCUCCUUCUCCCCUGAGGUGCUUGGGGGGAAAGCUUUGAUGUUAGUUUAUUAAAUCUAUGUUUAAAAGCUGCUCUUUCAGUUAGCCACUGGAAUCCGGAGGCUUUUUUGCUUUCUCCGGUGGAUGGAUGGCCUGAGAGUGCAGGACCUCCACUUAGCCCCCAGUUACAGCCACGAUACCAUCAGUGCUCCUCUUAACCUCGUCUCAUGUGCUUGCCCUUUUCUCCUGGUUUUGUGUUAAUAAAAGAGUUGGAAAUCA
Sinocyclocheilus grahami is the source of this 6039-nucleotide messenger RNA. Its product is annotated as myomesin-2-like. Bases 89 to 4210 code for a protein of 1373 amino acids. The transcript is spliced from 36 exons. Gene Ontology annotation, molecular function: protein binding. The record is from RefSeq and is a predicted model, not a curated record. Lineage: Eukaryota; Metazoa; Chordata; Actinopteri; Cypriniformes; Cyprinidae.